This is a messenger RNA of Oncorhynchus tshawytscha (Chinook salmon), 2976 nucleotides long. RefSeq names its product sterile alpha motif domain-containing protein 12-like. NCBI's taxonomy places the organism in Eukaryota, Metazoa, Chordata, Actinopteri, Salmoniformes, Salmonidae. Gene Ontology annotation, biological process: cell surface receptor protein tyrosine kinase signaling pathway. Bases 102 to 392 code for a protein of 96 amino acids. The transcript is spliced from 3 exons. The record is from RefSeq and is a predicted model, not a curated record. Gene Ontology annotation, cellular component: cytoplasmic side of plasma membrane.
CGAGGCCGCCCUCGAGUAGCGGUUCUUCCUCCAACCAGGUGCGCAGGACGCGGGCGUGACAGACACAGAUAGGGUUGGGCAGCCCAUGCUAGAAAUCCACAAUGAGCCUCCCUAAAAGGGUCUCCCUCUGGACCAUGGUGGACGUGUUUGACUGGGUCAAGGAGAAGCACCCCUACCAAAAGAGUGUCCUCCAACUGGCCAUCGUGAAGCAUGACAUAUCCGGCCCACCACUGCUGAUGAUGGGUGAGCACCAGUUGGAGAGGAUGGGGGUGAAGGGGGAGCAUCUUCAGGACAUCCUACUGGACAUUCUUCGCCUCAGGGUCCAGGAGAAACUGGAGAACAUCAACAUCUUCUCUGGUGAGGGAUUCUACAGUCUCCUCUUAAAGAGAUAGUUAGACAUUUAGGCAGUUAAGCCAUUUUGUAAUCUUACCCAGAGUCAAAUUAACUCAUGGAUAAGGGAGAGUGGGGUAAGUUGAGUCAAAAGGGUUAGUUGAGCCAUCCUUGUUUCUAGGAAACCAUACACAAAAGUAAUAAUUUGACCAAAAUGUAGGAAGAGGUCAUCAUUUGAUGGAGUCCGAAGGAAGAAAUCACAUGGAAAAAAUGGUAAGCAAGUUAGGUCCAAAAAACAGAUUUUCAACAAGUCAAAUUAAUUUAUUGUGUUAGAUGUUUCAUGAUGCUUGUAUCUAAACUAAAGUAGAUCAUUUUAAGAUCUUCUAUGCAUCAGUUGGGGUCUCUAUAAGCUUCAAUAUGAGGUCCUAAACCCAGCAUGAAAGUGCAUCCUUGUAGCUGUGUGGGAAUAUAGUCAAAAUGUUUUCCUUGGGGUACGUUGUGGCAAUGGUUGUGCCAAUGGCAAGUUUAGAAAAUGGAAGUGUUUUCUUCCCAGGCAUAAUAGAAGGCAUUAUCGCUGGGAUAUGAGGUACCAACAGGGCCUAGCCUAUAUUAUAAGUGCUUUUUUUUUAAGUACAAAGGGCUUGGUAUUUGUUAAGCCUGUGUUAAAUGAUCCUUAAAAUUAUUAAAAGACAAAAAAUGAUUGUGAUUGUGUUAAAUUGUGUUUGGGGAAAUAAAUAUAGACAUGGUUUUAAAAAGGUAGUGGUAAUAUUUCAUUCAGUACAGAAGUUUGUAGGGGGCUUAACUUAACCUAUCCCGUGGCUCAACUUAACCCAUAAUGAGUAAGCUGUGCCAAGAGACCACUUUUUUUGGACAAGCUGUGUUUUCAAAACUGUAAUGUUUAAAUUAAUUCUGAUUAUUUCCAGGGAUACACCACAUCCUGAAUAUAUAUAUAUACAUAUAGAUACAGUGUCUUUGUUAGAAAGAAUACUAUAUUUAUGUUGAUGGAGUGAUGCUGAAGGUAAAAAAUGUCUCUACUUACUCCACUCUACCAUUUUUACGUCUGAGUGCAGUUUGAAGGAAGUUGAAGGUCAAUUCUGGAUACAUUGCUAACUAGCAUUAGAGCAAUGACUGGUUCUCUACUGGUGCAGCUAGAAGGAUUUCAUCUGACUCUGAGUAAGUAGAAAAAAAGGGUUUGAUUGCCAGAAUGACAAACUAUCCCUUUAAACUGUAUCAGGAAUACAGUUGUAGCCUAUAUCAACGGCAUCUUCUUUGAUGAAGAAGUAACUACUGUAUUGUCUAAAACUGUAUCAUAAAGGGACAGACAUAUACUGUGUCCUCUUAGAUUGCAGAAAAAAUUCACUUGUAGCCUAUAUCAGUUGGCUCAUAUAAACUCAGACAGUGCAAAUACUGCGAGAGAGUCAUACAAGGUUCCAUCAUCAGCCAACAUGAUUGACAGACAUGUAUUUCAUCAAGAAGGUUAGCCUAGAGAUACAUAUCCCCUGCCAAGAAUAGAUUGACAUCGAAAGAGAAGAGAAAGCCUCUGAUGGAUUAUUCAACAGAACUGAAAAGAAAAGACAGAACAAGUUACGCUAUUUGGCGUGGAUACAUAAAACAAGUUCAAGUUCAAUACUACAGAUAAAAUAUGUUCACCAGGGUUUUUGUUCACAGUGGGGUAUGCUUGCAUUUAAAAUGUAUUUUUAACCAAAGGUUUCUUUAGCGCUUUCUCUUUUGAGUGUUUCUCUUCAUGACUAGGAGAAGAUGUCUCUGAUAUUCUUAUGUUCCCCAUCUACGAUGUGGAGGUCUAGAGAAGACAAAAGCAUUUGCUUUCAGGAAUCAUUGACCUGAAGAAAAAAGGCCAGAUUGGUUUUGGCACAGUGGUAUUUUCACGGACACUUCUGUGAAUCAAGUCCUUGCCUCUCGCUCUGUGCUGCUCUUGCAGUCUUAUUUUUUUUUACAAUACUCAAUACACUAUGUGGCAGUUAUUGCAGAGGGAGAAUAUAAUUCCCCAUUGAACAGGGGAUACAAUGCAUCCCUCAUCUGGACUAAAUGUUGCAAUCCCAUACCCAUCAGUGAUUUGGCUAGCUAAUGGCCUGUUAUAUUACUCUCAGGAGAUCCAGUGUGAAUUAGAAGGGAAAGUAAGUCAAUUAGUCUCGAGUUAAAUGUAGGGACACAUGGCCAUCAUUUAGAUAACAUCCCAAAUGCUGCUCCAAGCUAUUAGGUCUUUCACAGGGAAGGUAAUGGGGGAUCGUUUAAUGGGAGGUUUCCGGCAGAGACAAAAUGUCUAAUGUAUUUGCUUAUAAGUUCGAUGCUGGAGCAAAGAUGUUGUGUCUUCUGACUGACAUCGGCGUCAUCAUCUUUAUUUGUCUUUUGUUGCUCCGAACCUCAUGCUUGCUUGUAAGAUGUCGGCUGUGUUUUUUCUGUCGAUCACAUACGAUCACUGACACAUCUUGGAAUGAAACACAACUAUACAUAGAAACCGUCCAGACAGAGAUGUAUGUAUAGGCAGAGAUUUCCUCUUUUAUUUGGUGCCGAAUCAUAUUCAUAUUACUGUAACAGUCCAUUGUGUUAUCAUGUGUGUAUUAUAUGUGCUAGUUUAAAGUGCAUAGAGAUACUGGUUUGGCAUAUUAAGGAUUGUUUUCAAGUUGA